AUUAUCUUCUAAGCUUUUGUUUUUUGCUUUAUUUUUUUUUUUUUUGGUAGCUAUAAAUAUAAAUACAUUAAUAUCUCCACAUUUAAAAACCAGCAACCUCAUCAUCUAAUUCUAGGUCUAGCUCCACAAAAUUUUGAUAGGGUUUGAAUAAUCGCAUGGGCAUUUUUGUGGUGGAGGACUUGGCAGCAAAGAAAGAACCAGUACUCAUGGAGGAUCAUCGUGAUUGUAAUCGUCAUCAUAGUCAAUCUUCUUCUGUGACCAAAAUUGAAAGGAAAAUUGUUGAGAAAAACAGAAGAAAUCACAUGAAAGUCCUCUUUUCCAAGCUCAACUCUCUCCUCCCACCCCAAAAUUCCAGGGAGGCACUAACAUUGCCUGAUCAAGUAGACGAAGCCAUAAAGUACAUAAAAAGCUUAGAGGCAAAGGUGAAGAAAAGUAAGGAGAAGAAGGAGUUAAUGAGUAAAAAAAGAUCAUAUAGUUCGAGUUUUGAAAAAGAGAAUAAUAAGGUGAUGGGAUUGGGGAGCAUAAGAUCAUCACCAAAGUUAGAAAUCCAUGAGAUGGGUUCCAUCAUUGAGAUAGUUCUCAUAACAGGUCAAGAUAAUCAGUUCAUUUUCUACGAGAUCAUUCGAAUACUUCAUGAAGAAAGAGCUGAUGUUAUAAAUGCCAAAUAUUCAGUCUUUGGAGACUCAAUUUUCCACCUAGUACAUGCAGAGAUGGCGGAGUCGAUAUUUACUUUUGGAGGUACGAAGAUAAGUGAGAGAGUGAAGAGAUUUGUGAGUGGAUGUUGUAGUGAUGUAGAAUCACAGCCAGAUCAUCAGUACUGGUGGGAUGACUUUGAAAUCCAUCCUGAAUUGUUGGAGUUUUAAUAAGUGUGUUAAAUUGUUAAAAAAAAAAUAUUAAUAAAUAAGUGUGUUAAAGUAA
This is a messenger RNA of Cannabis sativa, 918 nucleotides long. Its product is annotated as transcription factor bHLH162. NCBI's taxonomy places the organism in Eukaryota, Viridiplantae, Streptophyta, Magnoliopsida, Rosales, Cannabaceae. Gene Ontology annotation, biological process: regulation of transcription by RNA polymerase II. The record is from RefSeq and is a predicted model, not a curated record. The coding region runs from base 156 to 863 and encodes 235 amino acids. Gene Ontology annotation, molecular function: RNA polymerase II transcription regulatory region sequence-specific DNA binding; DNA-binding transcription factor activity, RNA polymerase II-specific; protein dimerization activity. The transcript is spliced from 3 exons. Gene Ontology annotation, cellular component: RNA polymerase II transcription regulator complex.